AUGGCGUCCUCCGUUUUCUUCAAAUUCAAGUCGCAGAAGGAGCCGACGCGAGUUGAAUUCGAUGGCACCGGCAUUUCCGUCUUCGAGCUGAAGCGCGACAUCAUUUUGAAGAGUGGCCUAGGCGACGGCACUGACUUUGACCUCGCCAUUUACUCUGAGGAUGGCAGUGAAGAAUACGACGAUGACACCACGAUUAUCCCCAGAUCGACCACAGUUGUCGCUCGUCGCCUUCCAGCUGCGAAACCUGGCGCAGGCCGUGGUGCUCGAUAUGUCUCUGGCAAGAUGCCUGUCGCUGCUAAGAACUCUUCUCGCAAGGAGCAAACGACAAAAACGGCCACGGCCAAGGCGGCGUCCAACGCCAUUAGCCAGAUGAACAACGCUAUGACCGAGGAAGAAAAGAUGGCUGCUAUGUUCCAGGCGCAGACCGAGUCGUGGUCGGCCCAGCAAGAAGAGAUGUCACAUCAAACCCCAGUGUUCAAACCAGGCUCCAAGAAGCCAGCUAACGUGCCUGAUCACGACCCGCCCAACGGUUACAUCUGCUACCGCUGUGGAGAGAAGGGUCACUGGAUCCAGCUGUGCCCAACAAACGAUGACCCGGAGUUUGAUAACCGUCCGCGUGUGAAGCGCACGACUGGUAUUCCGAGAUCGUUCUUGCGGACGGUUGACAAGUCGGUCGCCCUUGCCCAGAGCGGAGACGAUGAGACCAAGAGACCGUCAGGCAUUAUGGUCAAUGCUGAAGGAGAAUUUGUGAUCGCCGAGCCUGACAAGGCAUCGUGGGAACAGUUCCAGGCCAAGGCCAAGUCUUCAGCCUCCGCUGCCAAGGCAAUCGCUAUGGGAGACAAGGAGCUGCAGGAGAAGGGACUCGAGUGCCCGAUCGACAAGAAGAUGUUCAUAGAACCAAUGAAGACCCCGUGCUGCCAGAAGACGUAUUGCAAUGAUUGCAUAACUAAUGCUCUCAUCGAAUCGGACUUCAUCUGCCCCAACUGCUCUACGGAAGGUGUCCUGAUCGACGACCUGAAGGCUGAUGAGGAGGCUGCCGACAAGAUCAAGGAGUUCCUCAAGGAAAAGACCGAGGCCAAAAGCCCCGCCGCAGCCUCGCCGGCGGCAGCGGCCUCGUCUCCCAAGGACAAAGUAGAGGACGUCAAGUCAGAGAUGGCGAACGGAACCACAAAGUCGCCUACGCCCCAGAAAUCGCCAUCCGUUGCCGCUGCCACUGCCGCUGCUCCCGCCGCCGCACCAACAAACGACGGUACGCCAAAGUCAGCAUCGGCCACACCAGCGAACGCCCCAACUGGUCCUGCCGAUCGUGCCUCAUCGGUCGAGUCCAGCUCAAAGAAGCGACCCGCUGAUGAGUUGAUGGAGAACCCAAAGAUUCCCAAGGCCCCGAAGGCCAUGCAAAAACAACAAGAACAGCAAGCGAUGAUGAACGGUAUGAACGGCAUGAAUGGCAUGCCCAUGAACCCCAUGAUGGGCUUCGGCGGCAUGAACAUGAUGAACGGAUUCAUGGGAAUGCCCAACAUGCCAAAUAUGCCAAAUAUGCCCAACAUGGGCAAUAUGAACAUGGGAAUGCCAAUGAUGGGUAUGAUGAAUCCCAUGAUGGGCAUGCCCGGCUUUAACCCCAUGAACGGCGGCGGCUUCCCCGACAUGGGCAACAACAUGUACGGCAACAACAACUUUAAUCCCAACAUGAACGGUGGUAUGAACGGUAUGAACGGUAUGAAUGGCGGAAUGAAUAGCAUGAAUGGCGGUAUGAACGGCGGUAUGAACGGCGGUAUGAACGGCGGUAUGAACGGCGGUGGCAUGGGCGGAUUCAACCAACAGCAACGUCACAAUUUCACGCAGCCGAGCAAUGAUGAGGAUGCCUACUUCCGGAGACCGGUUAACCCUCAUCGCCAUCAGAACCGUCAGAAGCGAGUCCGACCCAGUGACUACAGGGAGCUGUGA
This is a messenger RNA of Colletotrichum spaethianum, 1944 nucleotides long. Its product is annotated as putative RING finger protein. The record is from RefSeq and is a predicted model, not a curated record. Bases 1 to 1944 code for a protein of 647 amino acids. The transcript has 3 exons. Gene Ontology annotation, molecular function: nucleic acid binding; zinc ion binding; ubiquitin protein ligase activity. NCBI's taxonomy places the organism in Eukaryota, Fungi, Ascomycota, Sordariomycetes, Glomerellales, Glomerellaceae. Gene Ontology annotation, biological process: ubiquitin-dependent protein catabolic process; mRNA processing; protein ubiquitination. Gene Ontology annotation, cellular component: nucleus.